Neodiprion virginianus is the source of this 4360-nucleotide messenger RNA. Its product is annotated as thioredoxin domain-containing protein 11. NCBI's taxonomy places the organism in Eukaryota, Metazoa, Arthropoda, Insecta, Hymenoptera, Diprionidae. The transcript has 9 exons. The coding region runs from base 381 to 3077 and encodes 898 amino acids. The record is from RefSeq and is a predicted model, not a curated record.
AGCCGAUUCAAGUCAAAACGUUAUUUAUAAAAAAUAAGCCACGUGCGAUUCGGAAGCAGACGUAUUGUAAUAACCCUGAAAAUGCAUAAGGACAUUCUAUAAGCUCAAUUUAAUUGGAGAUGAAAUUUCGAUACUCGUACACUAAUGUCGUUUAAGACGAGUGGAUUUAAGCGGUCAGCUGUUCACCGGGGAGAAAAAGAUGGAGCACAGGUGACAUAUGUGUGGACCUUGGGGCGCGAGUUUAUUAAUCGUUUGUAAUUCAGUUAAUAUAAUCCCCAUGAAAAGAUAAGUAGGCCCGAGUGAUGACGCGAUACGUGACGAAAAUUUGACGGCAAUCAUCCCCCCGUCGGACCUUCGUUAUUUCCUUAAUUUCGUGGAUAAUGACCAGUGGAGAACGCGACACAAGUCCGCAAAGAAAUGGUGAUAAUUUGCGGCCGACCAAUGAUUCAGGAAGUGAUAACGUGGUCCAAACAUCACUCGCAACGAGCUCCGCACUAGAAGAACGAUUAGCCUCGAAAAUGUUACACUAUGGCAAAGAAUUAUGUUUCUUUGCUGCAAUAUUAUUCACCACCUUAGCUGCUCUUCACACUUCGCCACCAAAAGUGUCACAACCUCCUUCAGCUCGGCCAUUCUUUAACCAAAGCUCGCUGGUUUUGGAUUUUUACAAAGGUCAUUUAGGCGCCGCUAUUGAAAGAGUCACAGAUGCAGAUCUCAGUUUUGUUAUGUACUACGCACCAUGGGAUGCCGAGAGUCAAGCCGUUAGACAAGAGUUUGAAACUGUGGCACGUUUUUACCACAAACAGAUAUUUUUUGCAGCCAUUAAUUGCUGGCACCCGGGUUCAGAAUGCCGGGCUGAAUACAGCAAGAUUCAGAGCUACCCAGUCUUUAUGCUCUAUCCUAGGCGAGGACCUGGUGUUCAGUACAGAGGCAUUCGUACUGCACCGUACAUGAUACGCUUCCUUCACGCAUUUAUGAACCCAAUAUUCAGAAUAACAGACAGAAAUCAGCUCCUGAACCUGAUUGUAGACUAUGACGCCGUGGUGAUAGGUUACUUUAAUUUUAUCGGACUGAAAAACUCACCGGGAUACAAUGUCUUUUACAAAACGGCAAUUAAAUCACUAGAAAGAGAUCCUAACAAAGAGUUAGCAUUCGCAGUGGUUACUGACACUUCUGCAGAAUCUAAUUACGGAGUUACGGAAUUUCCUUCUGCUAGGUUGCUACUUUGGAACGAGUCAUUGAGUUAUCCUAUGGAAAAUGAAUGGAAAUCUGAUAGUUUACUGAAGUGGAUUGGCGGAGCACUGCAUCAAGCUACUCUUUGGCUGCAACCCCCAGGCACCAAGUCGCUCACACUAGCGCCAUAUUUGAAGGAUGGACCAGUAUUGUUUCUAUUUACACCCAGGAACCCAUUUCAUCGAUAUAACUACUACUAUAAUUUGUUGAAAGCAAUUGGAGUACAGUAUUAUAAUUGCGGCGACAACUUGAUGAUCGAAGACAUAGUGAACCACCUGGAGUCUGUUCGUCCCAGGGAAAAAGCAAAGCAUUAUGAAAAAAGUAAGCAGUGUAUGCGCCUUUUAGAUAGAAACAGGGUUCAACAACUGGUUCCAAAAAUGAGUAUUACCGACCGACAGUGGAUAAACAGCAGCUGUUGUUCUCAAAUUUUAACUAACAAGUGUUUAAUGUGCAAGAAGACAACCUCUGUGUUGCUUAAAAAUGAGGACGCGGUAUGUGCUGCAAAUUUGAACAGCUUUUAUCACAGCUGUAAGCCAACAGAUGUCUUUAACGUACCGACAAAAGAGGGAGAAGAACACGAAACAAACGAAUUUUGUUGUGAAAACCAUGACAUGAUGGAAGAUCUCGAAACUUCUACUUUAACAGAAGAAAAUGACUUGCAAACUCCAAAUGCUUUGUCUGAUUACAUUCUAAAAGAUGAAUGCAGACACUUACUAACUGGGAAUAAUUAUCACCCACCAGUAUUUCCGAAAAACUUACCUCGCGAUCAUCAGAAAAUUAAUUUAACAUCUUCUAUAUGCAAGACUAACAAAACAUUGGCUUUGAUAGCUGUUGAUAGCCUACAGUUCUUUCAUAUUGCUGAGGGGCUGGGCAUUGAUGUUGCAAUAAAGAAAGAUAAAACUGCUGUGGCUAUUGUAGACCCUCUGCAAGAGAGCCAAUACAUUUUGGAGCAAGCUGUGAGCUAUAACUCGCUUGUACAAUUCAUAAACAAUUAUACCGAGAAUUCAUUAAAACGAUAUUUAUGCUCACAUAGCCGUUUGGAAUCAGUAAAGAGUUCUAAAACACAGCAGGAAUGCAGUGUCAGCGAAAACUCUGUAAUCUGUGUUCCAGAGUUAACAACCGAUACAUUUUUGAAUACUGUUAUGAACCCUGACAAGGAUGUAGUAGUGAUGUACCAUUCGCCUUAUUGUGCAUUUUGUCAUGCAGUGUCAUACGUGUAUCUAACAGUGGCACAGUACUUACACAACAUGCAAAAUCUAACAUUUGUGCGUAUUAACGGAGAUGGAAACGAUCUGCCGUGGGAAUAUACAAUGAACCGAUAUCCAGCCAUUCUCUUCUUCCCUGCUAAAAGAAAAGCAGACAGCAUCGUAUUUCCGUUCUCUCUACCAAUCAGCAUUCCAAAUUUCCUCAACUUUGUUCUUGCCAACUUGGAUGGCAAUGCACACAUUGAAGCCUUGGUGAACAUCUGCCACCUGGGAAUAGGAGAUUCGCCAGCUGACUGUGUAUCCCAAAUUAGGCUUCUUUGUUUAGAAAUAAUCGAAGACUUACUUCAGAGCUACAGAAGACUGCGACGAAGUUUAGUUAGUGCUACAAAUAAGACUGUCACAAGUAAGAAAUUGAAAGUGUUACUAUUAAGGUUACAACAUAUUAAAGAAAUUCAUUUGACAUUGGGGUCAAUCAGCGAUCUACGAAUUGACGAGGACAAGGUUAUCUUAAUUCGAAAUAAGUUUAAGUCGUAUUAUCAAGAGCUAUCAGCUCUUGACAUAGACAAUAGUGUAGAUAGGAAGGUCGUCAGUGACAAGCAUGUAAAUAUUAGCAAUGUAAGUAAACUUGGACAUGAGUUGUGAUAUUCGCUCACUCACUCUAAACAAAUUUGAUAUUCGGUUUGUGAGCACUUUCGUUUCCAUCAUGUUUCGUUAUAUCUUUGCCUCCGACCAUUGCUCAGUAGCAAAGACACUUCAAUUCAAAUACUACCCAAAGUUUCCGUAUUGACUUAUCGAUGUGACUUGCUGCUGGAUUAUUCACAAUCGCGUCACUUUAAACUAAUUUCAAUGACUGAAAAAAUUUGCUGCGCAACGAUACAGUGACAUAUCAAAAUCUGAGAUCCUGAGUCUUUACAUGUAGGAAACAUUCCAAUUCAACUCUGACGUGAAUUUUCUCUUGGGGAUAUAUUUAUAAAACAAUUAUUAAUGAGGCUAAAGUUAGUAACGUUAAAGUAACGAAACAUCACUGAAAAAAUCAUUGUUGCGCAAUUUUAAAAUGACUUUAAAGGAGUUGGUUUCGCAGAAUAUGACUAUAUUUUAUUUAUUAUGGUUUAUUCAAUUUUAGACAUUCGUAAAGGUACAAAGUAACGACUUUUUCUCUGCAUGCAUCGUUACAGUAAAGUUACUAACUUUAUCCUGAUAAUUACUGAAAUGACGUGUUAGAUUUAAAAUUCGACACAAUACGGUGACUGACAUGUCAUAAGUAUUUUUUCUCUUGCUAUACCAAAUCCUGGGUGAGUCUUUUAUUUAUUUACUCUUAUUUUUUCUUUUCACGUUUUCACUGAAGUGUACAACUGGAUAAAAAAGUUGAGAAAAAUAAAUAUUCGCUGUAAGAUAAUACUUAAUCAUACGUAUCGUUUAAAAAAAUAGAUCUGAUUCUUGAUUGUUGCAGAGAUUGAAGAGAAAUUUAAGUUUCCAUUCUUUUUUUUUUUGUGUCUAACCAUUUCUUGUUGUUCCUCACAUUAUAAUCACAAUAAAUAUUCCUAAAGUCGCGAGAUUGGGUUAUACAAUGCGAAUUUUCGUCUCUCUGAUAUACAAGAAUGAUUAGUGGAAAUGAUUCGGAUGAAUAUGUAUUUGAAUUUUGAGAACACCUUAUCUACCAUAUUAUCAAGUCUGAAUCAAGUAAAUAAAUUCACCAGCGUCUGUUGCUGAGUGGCGAGUGUAACUGUACAUGAACUGCGUGAUAUAUUUUGUUACUUCAGUUUGUAGUCCCUGAUAACAGCUGAUCCUGUUAUAACCUUAUUAUAUUUCGCCACAGUUUUAUAUAAUAUAUCGAAUAAUAUAUUUUUAACGUUUGUAAAUUGAUGUAAAUAUCGUUGUUAUUAAUUAGUAAGAGUUAUAAGAAAAGAUGGUGUUAAUAUAUAAAA